Messenger RNA from Drosophila novamexicana, 1126 nucleotides. RefSeq names its product translation initiation factor eIF-2B subunit alpha (gene eIF2Balpha). Gene Ontology annotation, molecular function: translation initiation factor activity; guanyl-nucleotide exchange factor activity. The coding region runs from base 191 to 1111 and encodes 306 amino acids. The transcript is spliced from 6 exons. Lineage: Eukaryota; Metazoa; Arthropoda; Insecta; Diptera; Drosophilidae. Gene Ontology annotation, cellular component: eukaryotic translation initiation factor 2B complex. The record is from RefSeq and is a predicted model, not a curated record. Gene Ontology annotation, biological process: translational initiation.
AAUUAAUAAUGUGCCCGUCGACAAGCAACACUGGCAUGCACGUCAUUAGGGAAUAAAAACUCCGUUAUGCCAUUUGCCGCAUUAUAGAUAUAAAACCUGUCGUAACGUGUAAUCACCCCGCGCAAGAAAACAGCUGUUUAUAUCGCAAUUGUUGACGGCGAGAAAUAACAGCAUAAAAUUUACUUUUAAGAUGCCACAAGUUACAAAAACGAGCGAAGAAUUUGAUGUUGUCAAGUACUUUCUGCAGUUGCUCGACGAUGACAAGGACAUGUCCUCUGGCAUAGCGGCCAUUAAAACGUUGCUGAUGAUAUUAGAGAAGAAACAAUUUGGCACCAUACAUAUUUUGCACACCACAAUGCGCGAGGCUGUGGCAGCGAUGCGUAAUACGGACCUGUCCAUAGCAGCCAUCGUGUCGGCUGGCGAGCUCUUCUGUCGUUUUAUAACACUCAGUUUGGACGACAAACACAUGGAGGAGUGCCGGCAGAUCAUGUUAAAUCGGGGGAAAAUCUUUCUAACCAAAUUACUGAAUUCGCGUCAGGUCAUUUCACAGCAGGCACAGCGUUUUAUCAGUGAUGGCUGUCGAAUCCUUACCCACUCCCGCUCUCGAGUGGUCCUCCAGGCGCUGAUAGCCGCAUCGCAAAACAAGAAGACCUUUCACGUAUUUGUGACGCAGGGCGGCAUAGGUAGCCCCGGGGAGGAGAUGGUGCAGGAGUUGCAGGCCGCGGACAUUGAUUGUACGCUAAUACUAGACGCUGCCACUGGCUAUGUAAUGGAAUCGGUGGACUUUGUUAUGGUAGGCGCCGAGGCGGUCGUGGAGAGCGGCGGCAUUAUCAAUCGCAUUGGCUCCUACACAAUGGGCUUGUGUGCGCGCGAAAUGAAGAAGCCCUUCUAUGUGCUCUCUGAAAGUUUCAAGUUCUCUCGCCUAUAUCCUUUGAAUCAAAGAGAUUUGUCCAACGAGUACAAGUAUUCGCGCAAGCAUUUAAAUGAUGUGUCUAAGGUGCAUCCAUUGGUUGACUACACACCGCCUGCAUAUAUCACGCUGCUCUUCACCGAUUUGGGCAUACUGACGCCAUCGGCGGUUAGCGACGAAUUGAUCAAAUUGUAUAUGUAAGGCUAAUAAAACUAA